GCCUUCGUGGCGCACGUUGAAAGGCUGAGUGAAGGGGGCUCAAAAGAAAUCAAGAUUGUACGCAGGGCUGAACGAAAUCUUAACAAAACUUCUGGACAACUGAGGCGAGAUCUUGGCUUUGUGUUCUACGACUUUACUCACCACAAAAUCAACUCGAAUUGAAACCUAUACUUUCUCCUCAACUUCCUUCAAGAUCCUCUAAACAAAAUGUCCAAUAAUAUUCCUUAUAUCUCUAUCAGCGAUUCAGAUUCAUCACCACCAGAUCAUGAACAACGAGAGUAUUAUCCUCCAUCUCCAUCUCCAACUCGAUUAUCAAGAAUUUUCAACUCAAUCAAUUACAACAGUCCACCACCUUUGGAAAAAAAUCGAAUCUGUACAAAUCGAAUCACACCUAUUAUCUGUUGUUUGACCAUCAUCUUUGUAAUCUUUGUAACUUGGCAAAUCGAUCUUCAUCCAGAGUCGAAACGAGAAGAGGUCAAAACUAGUUUUUCAGGCACCUGGUGUGCUGCAUCACCUAGACUUAAUUAUGAUGGAGGCUGUAAUCCUUUCGAAGAACCUGGGUAUAUCAAUUAUGACUCAAAACAUUAUCUCAAUAAUACAUGGAAAACAUUCAGACCAGAUUGCCAACCGGAAAAUCUUUUCAAACAACUAGUCGAAGAUCUACAGCGUUAUAGUCGUGGUCAUGAUCAUAAAUCUCCUCGCGCACUUCCCUGGCUACAAAACCGUACUAUCGUUCUGAUUGGUGAUUCAAUCGAUAGAUUUCAUCUGAGAGACUUUUGUGAUUUGCUCUCAGCGUCAAUUGAACCACCAUUUCAUCCUGUCUCUGACGUAGGGCGUAGUCCAUCACCAUCAACACCCGAUGCACCAUCUCAAUCUUUUCACGUCGAUCCUAAUUCUAAUCUCACCACACCACCUUACUUUUUUGACUCAGAAGAUCAUUCUAAAACACCAGAUGACUGGCCUAUGGACAAACGAUCUCAAUUUGCUCAGCAGCAAGAGGAAUGGGCCAAGCGGGACAACAUUCGAACAAAACCAUGGGUUUGCGAAGUACCUAUCUAUGGUUUUCGAAUCGUGAGCCUCUUUACGUACGGACUUGAACCAUAUAAAUCUGGAUACUUUUUUUCAAAUGAAGAUUGGUAUUUGCCACCUUCUGGAUUCCUUCAUCGUGUAGACCACAUUCUCUUACCACUUCUUCAAAACUUAGCAAAAGAAAGAAAUGCACCUCAAAUCCUUACACCUGAUUUACUUGAAGUAGGAUCAGGACUUUGGGAUUUGAGACAAUGGACAGAAGAUGAUUCAAGAGCAUUGGGACAUGGGAUUGAUGAUUCAAGUGAAGUUCCUUAUGAAACACUUACUGAAGAUCGAUUAGGUUGGUGGAAAGAAAGAGCUUUUAAAGUUUUAGAAGGCAUCGCUACUCGCUUCCCUCAUUCUUCUCCAAUCCUUUGGCGUACUUUACAUCACCCACUUCGACAUACAUUGGCACCUUAUAGUCGGGUUGAACAACUUGAUCAACUUGCGAGAUAUGUGGUGGGUGAAUUACAACGAAAACCUGGAGCUUUGUCUACUCGAUUACAAAUUGAUAAUUGGGGUCGGAUGAUGUUGGGUCAAGAAAACCAUUUCAGGGAUAUCUUACAUCCUCGUGCAGCACCUGGUAAUGUAUUAUGGGGUGAAAUGAUACUAUGGGAAUUACGAAGAACAGUAAUGUCAAAGGAAAAUGUCAAAGCCAAACCAAGACCACAAAUCAUACAUUGA
Molecule: messenger RNA, 1752 nt
Organism: Melampsora larici-populina 98AG31
Lineage: Eukaryota; Fungi; Basidiomycota; Pucciniomycetes; Pucciniales; Melampsoraceae
Exons: 6
Coding region: 208-1752 (514 amino acids)
Source: RefSeq, a predicted model, not a curated record